Molecule: messenger RNA, 2481 nt
Organism: Toxoplasma gondii ME49
Lineage: Eukaryota; Apicomplexa; Conoidasida; Eucoccidiorida; Sarcocystidae
Product: zinc finger, C3HC4 type (RING finger) domain-containing protein
Exons: 2
Coding region: 1-2235 (744 amino acids)
Biological process (GO): regulation of transcription by RNA polymerase II
Cellular component (GO): PRC1 complex
Molecular function (GO): metal ion binding
Source: RefSeq, a predicted model, not a curated record
AUGCCGUCGUCCUCACUUGGCGCCCUCUCCGCAGGGGAACGGCCAGAGGUUCACAGAGAAGCUGAAAGGACUGUCGAGGUACAGCCUGGAGGAGCAGCAGGGAGGGAGGAACGGAGACUCGAAGGAAGAGACGAAGACGAAGGGCCAUUCGUGAAGAAGAAGAGAAUCGGGGAGAAUGCCAAUGCAUAUCUGGCAACGGGAGGAACCUCUCAACUCUCGUCGCCGUCACUCAAUCUACCUGAUUCAUCUCCGAUGUCGGCUGCAGCAUCUGUGCAGUUGCCUUCCACUUCUUCCUUCUCUUCUUUCGCUUCUUCUCUUUCUACGUCUUCUUCUUCCUCUUCGUCUUCUUCCUCUUCGUCUUCCUCUUCGUCUGCUUCCUCGGCGUCUCGGCUGAGCCCAAACUUGUCCGCGGCGGCGGACCUGUGCAUCUGCGAAAACUUCGAGAGCGAAGACGGAAUGGACGUUCGCUUUCCUCUUCGAGCGGUGGAGCAGCAUUUUCGUUGUCGCCUGUGCUCGGGAUACUUUCGAGAAGCUGUGACCAUCAAGGACUGUCUGCACUCCUUCUGCAAGUGGUGUCUCUUGGCGCGCGCCGAGAAGGGUGAACUCGAGGAGACAUGUUGUCCCCGAUGUGAGGAGAAGUUGACUCAUGGCCUUUGUCACCACAACGACAUCGACGUCCGGCGCGCCUUGCCGCGCGUGUCUGCGGCGGCUGCGGCGGAGGCGGGCGGAAGCGCGGGGGCGUCUGUCGCCGCGGGUGUGGGGUCCGUGGGGUCUGUCUCCUCGAGUGUCUCCUCGCCAGCGUCUGGAGGGCCGCCGACGCAGGCGCCAGUGCUCUUUGAUCGGUCCCUGCAGAAUCUGAUCGACAAGCUUUUUCCACGCUUCGCUCGCGAAGAAGCUCUCGAGCGAGAGGAGCUCAGGCGCUUCCUCGCCGGCGAACGGCCGUACAGCCUCCUCGAAGCCGAAGAGACGACGGCGCAAGUCGGCGGCGCAAGUCCCGGCACAGGGUCUCAGCGCUGCCUGCUAGGCGGGAGCGCAGGCGGGCAGAAGGAAACGGAGACAUGCGCUUGGUCGAGUGUCUCCUCCGCGGCAACUCCGAGACAGGGCGCGGCUGCAGGGUCGUCUCCGACCGUCGGUGUGCUCCCCACACUGGAUAGCUCCGGUCUGUCCUCUUCGGAGACAGCACCGGCGGCUGCGCAGACGCAAGAGGUUCUGCCGGCGACUGCGCCGUCGAGGGAAGAGUUCUUGGAGGAACUGGUGAAGGGGAGACUCGCUCUGUUUGACGACGAAGAGACGCUCGCCGUCGCGCUGGUGCCUGACCAGGCUCAGGCCCUCGCGCUGCUCUCUCAGCUCAGUUCGCAGGAGGGCGGAAAGAGGAGGGACUGUGGGGAAGGUGAGAGGCCGCAAGAGGGAGGAGUCGAGACUCCGCAGACAGAUAUGAGGACGCCCAGCAGAAAGAAAGGGGAAGGAGAAGGUGGAAAAGAAGACGCAGAACGAAAGGAUCGGCUCGACAAGAACGAGAAGCAUGUCUUCUCGUCAAUCGACGACAUCAGGCGGAAACUCGGAAAUGCACGCAGAGAAGCCAUCAAACGAAGACACUGUUCUUCUUCGGUACCUUCUUCUCUGUGGCCGCUGUGUCUCCCAGCGCUGGAUCAGCCGUACUUGCGCGUGGACAAGAGGAUGCCGGUGAUGCAUCUUCUGCGAUACCUCGCGGCUCGUCUGCUUCCUGUCUUUGCAUCCGGAGACGCAGAAGAGGGUGAUCGCGAACGCGCGCGGAUGACAGAGACACCAGAGACACCGAGGACCUCUGGACCGACGGGCGCCUCCUCUGGAGGUGGAAGAGUCGAGGCCGAGACAGGGCGACCGAGCGGGGGCGAGGCGUCGGCGACAGACGCGCGGUCGCCGUCCUCGUCCUCGUCUCAACAGGUUGAUGCGUCUGUCUCUUCGCCUGACGGAGUCUCCGCUGACUCUGUCGCUUCGGCGUCGGCGGCGUCGAGAGCCUCUCACCCUCCGGCGCGCUUCGAGCCAGUGUCGCGGAGUCUUUUGGCCGAGCUGGAGAGCUCGCUGGAACUCACCCUCGAGGGUCGGGUGCUGGGCAGGAACCACACGCUUCAGUUUGUAUGCAAGGCUCACCGCCUGGCCUUCUGCGGACGGUGUCUCCUCCUCGCGUAUCAGUGGACUGCGCAGGCCGAAGGCAAGCGCAUGCACCACGCGGUCGAGUUGCUGAAGCAAACGUGAUGGAGCGUCUCGACAUGCGGACAGAGGAGCAGGCGGGGACGAACAGGACAAGAACGAGACGCGAGAGAAGAGAAAGGAGAGAAAGAAGAGAAAGAAGAAGAGAGAGAAGCCAAAGGAGAAGACAGAUAAAACGGCGGAUAAGACGAAAUGAGUUGAGACGGAGAGAAACGGCUACGUGUGUGUCUUCUUCGCCAAAGACCACUGGGUCGCUGCUGCGGAAGAAUCGAAGGGGCUUGGCAGUAGCCC